AAUAAAAAUUAGAUCAGGUGAAGUUGAAAAAAAUAAAAAAAUAAAAAUAAGAUCAUAAUGUUACGUUCAACUUGUGCAAGAAUAUUUAAUUGGGGUGGAAAAAAAUUGAAUGUCUCACCACGAAAUGUGAUCUUUAUAACAGGCUGUGAUUCCGGACUCGGAUAUGCUCUAUCAGUAUUUUGUCAUUCUUUAAAUAUGACAGUGAUAUCAGCUUGUCAUAAUAUCAAUUCAGUUGGCGCACGUUCCUUGCAAAGUCUCAGUGAUUCGAAACGCAUUAUAACAAUUGAGUUAGAUUUGUUAAAGCCAGACACAAUACAAAAUGCUCAGCAAAGGAUAAAGGAAUUAAUUGAUGAUAAUACCUAUUAUCAAUUUACGGCUUUAGUGAAUAAUGCCGGAAUGAUGUGCUUCGGUGAAUAUGAAUGGCAAACAUGGAAACAAAUUGAAAUGCAAUUCAAUGUUAAUUUACUUGGUACCUUGAGGUUAUCAAAAGAACUAUUACCCAUUAUAAGACAAUAUAAGGCACGAAUUAUUAACAUAACUAGUCACUGUAGUUUAAUGGCUCUACCGUCUCUAUCGCCGUAUGCUGCUUCAAAAGCUGGCGUGCGUUUUUGGAAUGACUCGUUGCGCAUUGAAAUGCAAAAGUAUGGUGUUGAAGUGAUCAAUUUUGUGCCCGGUUCUUUUGUUAUGUCCAGCAAUAUAGCAGCCCGGCAACAAGAUCACGCCAGAGAAAUGGCGGCAAAUUUCUCCACUGAACAGCACAAAUUCUAUGAUGAUUAUUUUCAACGCUUUAAUCAACAUUUGAAAAUAAUAAGCGGAUUCAAAGCGCCAAAUCAAAUGCAAGAUCGAGAUUUGUUAAAGAAAUUUGAACAUGCAUUAACAAACGCGCAUCCAAAAUCUUUAUAUAUCCACGAACCUUGGCGCUACAAAAUUUAUCGUCUGCUUAGCGAAUGGUGUCCACCCGUUAUAAUGGAUUCCUUAAUCUUAAAGUUUGUGGACAUGCCAACUUAUCAUCAACCAACUGAAGAGGGGGAAGAGUCUGUCAAAACGAAAUCUUUAAAAAUUGAAAAGUCUUAAAAUUCGUAUGCAUUUUUUGUUUUUGUAUUAAUAACUAAAUA
This is a messenger RNA of Glossina fuscipes, 1115 nucleotides long. It is a transcript of the gene sro, whose product is annotated as retinol dehydrogenase 7. The transcript has 4 exons. The record is from RefSeq and is a predicted model, not a curated record. Bases 58 to 1074 code for a protein of 338 amino acids. Gene Ontology annotation, molecular function: oxidoreductase activity. NCBI's taxonomy places the organism in Eukaryota, Metazoa, Arthropoda, Insecta, Diptera, Glossinidae.